Molecule: messenger RNA, 8374 nt
Organism: Condylura cristata (star-nosed mole)
Lineage: Eukaryota; Metazoa; Chordata; Mammalia; Eulipotyphla; Talpidae
Gene: BAZ2A
Product: bromodomain adjacent to zinc finger domain, 2A
Exons: 31
Coding region: 250-5910 (1886 amino acids)
Cellular component (GO): rDNA heterochromatin
Molecular function (GO): protein binding; DNA binding
Source: RefSeq, a predicted model, not a curated record
CUACAGCAGUUCAGGCUGUGGUUCGCAGGAAGCAUACAUUGGCUUUUUGAUUCGUGCUAGUUCCCAGCUCAUAAUCUGGGAGGAUCUAACACCGGGCUUCCCGUGAAGGGGGACCCAAGGACAGAGAGGAGCUGGGUGGUCCCAGCCCCGGAGCCCGGCCAGCCUGCCAUGGGAAUCUUCCCGACUCCCAGGGCCUCGCAGAUGUCGCCAGGAAGGUGGUGAUCCAGGCAGCCUGCGCGGGACUGAGAAAUGGAGGCAAACGACCAUUUUAACUUUACUGGCCUUCCCCCUGCACCUGCUGCCUCAGGACUGAAACCCUCUCCCUCCUCAGGGGAGGGCCUCUACACUAACGGGUCUCCCAUGAACUGCCCCCAGCAAGGGAAAAGUUUGAAUGGGGAUGUGAAUGUUAACGGCUUAUCUACUGUAUCUCACACUACUGCUUCAGGGAUUUUGAACUCUGCUCCCCACUCCUCCAGCACCUCACACCUCCAUCAUCACCCCAGCGUGGCCUACGACUGUCUCUGGAACUACUCACAGUACCCAUCUGCCAAUCCUGGCAGCAACCUCAAGGACCCACCCCUUCUCUCCCAGUUUUCUGGGGGACAGUACCCACUCAACGGCAUCCUUGGGGGCAGCCGACAAACUUCAUCCCCAAGCCACAACACUAACCUUCGGGCUGGGAGCCAAGAGUUCUGGGCCAACGGUACCCAGAGUCCCAUGGGGCUUAACUUCGACUCACAGGAACUGUAUGACUCCUUUCCUGACCAGAAUUUUGAGGUGAUGCCCAAUGGACCCCCUAGUUUUUUCACCUCUCCACAGACUUCUCCUAUGUUGGGAUCCAGCAUCCAGACCUUUGCACCCUCCCAGGAGGUAGGCAGUGGUCUCCAUCCAGAUGAGGCAUCAGAAAAGGAGCUGACUUCAGUUGUGGCAGAGAAUGGGACUGGCUUGGUAGGCAGCCUGGAGCUGGAAGAAGAACAGCCAGACCUGAAGAUGUGUGGCUACAAUGGUUCUGUCCCUUCUGUGGAAUCAUUACACCAAGAAGUCUCUGUCCUGGUCCCUGACCCCACUGUGAGCUGCUUAGAUGAUCCUUCACAUCUUCCUGACCAACUGGAAGACACUCCGAUCCUCAGUGAAGUCUCUCUGGAGCCCUUCAAUCCUCUGGCACCGGAGCCAGUGAGUGGAGGACUCUAUGGCAUAGACGACACGGAGCUGAUGGGUGCAGAGGACAAGCUGCCGCUAGAGGACAGCCCUGUGAUCUCUGCCCUCGACUGCCCUUCUCUCAACAACACCGCUGCCUUUAGUCUCCUGGCAGACGAUAGUCAGACUUCAGCCUCUAUCUUUGCCAGCCCCACCUCUCCACCCGUCCUUGGGGAGUCUGUCCUGCAAGAUAACAGCUUUGACCUGAAUAAUGGUAGUGAUGCAGAACAGGAGAUGGAGACUCAGACAUCGGACUUCCCACCACCUCUGACCCAACCAGCCCCCGAGCAGUCGUCUGUCCAGCUGCACCCAGCGGCCGCCCCAGAAACCUCUCCAGAGGUGUCCCCGGUGGUCUCUCCGGCAGCCUCCCCAGACAGCUCUGCAGCUGCCUCCCCAGCGGCCUUUCCAGCGGUCUCUCCAGCUUCCUCAGCAGCCCUCUUGCCAGUCUCCUCGGAAGCCCCCUUGACAGCCUCCCCGGUGACCCCCCCAAAAGCGCCCCCCACAGAUUCCCCAGCAGCUGUCUUCCCAACAGUCUCCCCAGCAAGUCAGGAUGGCAGCGGCUUUCCUGACCCCAUUGCUGACCUGGAAGAAGGAGUCACUGCUGCUGCUGGUGGUGAUGUCCUAAGGAGACGUAUUGCUACCCCAGAAGAAGUUCGUCUUCCUCUCCAACAUGGGUGGCGGAGAGAGGUACGCAUCAAGAAGGGCAGCCAUCGAUGGCAGGGGGAGACCUGGUAUUAUGGCCCUUGUGGGAAGAGAAUGAAACAGUUCCCAGAAGUGAUUAAGUACCUGAGCCGCAAUGUGGGACACAGUGUCCGCCGUGAGCACUUCAGCUUCAGCCCUCGGAUGCCUGUUGGAGAUUUCUUUGAAGAGAGAGACACACCAGAGGGCUUGCAGUGGGUGCGGCUCUCCGCAGAGGAGAUCCCGUCCAGGAUUCAGGCGAUCACUGGGAAGCGAGGCCGACCUCGAAACACGGAGAAGGCUAAGGCCAAGGAGGUCCCCAAAGUGAAACGGGGCCGCGGUCGGCCGCCCAAGGUCAAAAUCACUGAACUGUUGAAUAAGACAGAAAACCGCCUCCUGAAGAAACUGGAGGCCCAAGAAACACUGAAUGAGGAGGAUAAAGCAAGGAUGAGUAAGAUCAAGAAGAAGGUGAAGCAGAAGGUGCAGCGGGGGGAGUGUCCGACGACUACCCAGGGGCAGGCCAGAAACAAGCGGAAACAAGAAAACAAGAGCUUAAAGCAGAAAGAAGCAAAGAAGAAAUCCAAGGCUGAGAAGGAGAAGGUGAAGACAAAGCAGGAAAAGCUGAAGGAAAAGGUCAAGAAGGAGAAGAAAGAGAAGGUUAAAAUGAAGGAGAAAGAGGAGGUGGCCAGAGCCAAGACGGCUGGUAAAGAGAAAACGCUGGCCACGCAGAGGCGCUUGGAGGAACGGCAGAGGCAGCAGAUGAUCCUGGAGGAGAUGAAGAAGCCCACAGAGGACAUGUGUCUGACCGACCAUCAGCCUCUGCCUGAGUUCUCUCACAUCCCUGGUCUGAUCCUCCCCAGUGGGACCUUCUCAGACUGCUUGACCAUUGUGGAGUUCCUGCACAGCUUCGGCAAGGUGCUGGGCUUCGACCCAGCCAAAGAUGUGCCCAGCCUCGGCGUCCUGCAGGAGGGGCUCUUGUGUCAGGGCGACAGCCUGGGCGAAGUGCAAGAUCUGCUGGUGCGGCUCCUCAAGGCCGCACUCCACGACCCUGGCUUGCCUGCCUACUGCCAGUCCUUAAAGAUCCUGGGGGAAAAGGUGUCGGAGAUCCCACUGACGAGAGACAACGUGUCUGAGAUCCUGCGCUGCUUCCUCAUGGCGUAUGGGGUAGAACCCGCCCUCUGUGACAGUCUGCGCACCCAGCCCUUUCAGGCCCAGCCGCCCCAGCAGAAGGCUGCUGUCCUGGCCUUCCUGGUCCAUGAGCUCAACAGCUCCACCCUCAUCAUCAAUGAGAUUGACAAGACCCUGGAGAGCAUGUCCAGCUGCAGAAAAAACAAGUGGACUGUGGAAGGCCGGCUCCGGAGGCUGAAAACUGUCUUGGCAAAGCGAACCGGGCGGCCUGAAGUGGAGAUACAAGGGCCAGAGGAGGGCCUGGGGCGGAGGCGCAGCUCUCGGAUUAUGGAGGAGACCAGUGGCGUGGAAGAGGAGGAGGAAGAAGAGCUGACGGCCGCUGCCUCGGGCCGCAGGGGUCGGAAAGAUGGAGAGAUUGAUGCCACAGCAUCCAGCAUCCCUGAGCUUGAGCGCCAGAUAGAAAAACUCAGCAAGCGUCAGCUUUUCUUUAGAAAAAAGCUGCUACAUUCGUCCCAGAUGCUUCGGGCAGUGUCCUUGGGUCAGGAUCGCUACAGGCGCCGCUACUGGGUGCUGCCCUGCUUGGCUGGUAUUUUCGUGGAAGGAACAGAGGGGAGCUUCGUUCCUGAGGAUGUAAUAAAGCAAGAACCUGACGUGAAAGUGGCAGCCCAGCCAACUCCCCGCAUAGCCGCUUUCUCUCGGAAGCGGGAGCUGGCCAGCUCUAGCUCCUCUGCCAGUUCUCCUGCCCGGGCCCGAGGCCGACCUCGGAAAACUAAACCUGGGUCUUCGCAGCUUCGGCACCUUACGUCCCCCAUCAGGGGUCAGGAUGCAGAACAACCUCAGGCCCAGCCUCAGCUGGAGAUGCUGCCUGAUCCUCAACUUCAGGCCCAGGCCCAACCCCAGCCCCAGUCCCAGUCCCAGUCCCAGCCCCAUAAUGGGUUCCUGGAGCCAGAAUGCUCCCCUCUGUCUCUGGGUCAGAGUCAGCAUGACCUUAGUCAAUCGGCCUUCCUGUCUUGGCUGAGCCAGACUCAGAGCCACGGCUCCUUACUGAGUAGCUCGGUGCUCACGCCUGAUAGCAGCCCGGGAAAACUGGACCUGCUCCCGGCACAGCCGCCAGGAGGACCAGAGCCUGAUGAGGCAGAGCCCAGCCCUGAUUUACAAGCCCCCUGGCUUGACUUCUCAGCCCAGACGCCCUGCAAUGCUGUCCCAACACCACCCCCAGCGAUGCUGGAAGAUCAGAACGCCCCCUCCCCUCAGCUGCCUGCCGCCUCCAAGCCAGUGAGCAGAGUCGGUGCUUCCAGCCCCCGCGCUCCCGCGCCACUCUCUUCUACUCCCUUGCCUGGCAUGGGACCUAAGAGGCGAGCAGGCGAGCCUGGAGAAACGCCGAGCGCCACAGGAUUAGGACAGCCCAAACGGAGAGGGAGGCCCCCCAGCAAGUUCUUCAAACAGAUGGAGCAGCGUUACCUCACUCAGAUGACAGCCCAGCCUGUGCCCCCUGAGAUGCGCUCGGGGUGGUGGUGGAUCCGAGAUCCUGAGACCUUAGAGGCUGUGCUCAAGGCCCUGCAUCCCCGAGGCAUUCGGGAGAAGGCACUUCACAAACACCUCAGUAAGCACAGGGAUUUCUUACAGGAAGUCUGCCUGCGGCCUUCCACUGAUCCCAUCUUUGAGCCACCUCAGCUCCCUCCCCUUCCAGAAGGGACUGUGAGCUGGUCCUCCAGAGACAAGACGUACGAGACAGACCUGGCUGUGCUUCAGUGGGUGGAGGAGCUAGAGCAGCGAGUCAUCCUGUCUGACCUGCAGAUUCGGGGCUGGACGUGUCCUAGUCCAGACUCCACCCGUGAAGACUUGUCCUACUGCGAGCACCUCCCCGACUGCCAGGAGGACAUCACCUGGAGAGGGAGAAGCAGGGAAGGGCUGGCACCCCAGCGGAAAACUACCAACCCUCUGGACCUGGCUGUGAUCCGGCUGGCCACCCUGGAGCAGAAUGUGGAGCGGCGGUACCUCCGGGAGCCCCUCUGGCCAGCCCACGAGGUGGUGCUGGAGAAGGCCCUGCUCAGCACGCCUGCCGGUGCCCAGUGUGCCGCCACAGAGAUAUCCUAUGAGAUCACCCCCCGAAUCCGGGCGUGGCGCCAGACGCUGCAGCGGUGCAGGAGCGCAGCCCAGGUGUGCCUGUGCCUGGGCCAGCUGGAGCGCUCCCUCGCCUGGGAGAAAUCCGUCAACAAAGUGACCUGUCUAGUCUGCCGGAAGGGUGACAACGAUGAGUUCCUUCUGCUGUGUGAUGGGUGUGACCGGGGCUGCCACAUUUACUGCCAUCGGCCCAAGAUGGAGGCGGUCCCAGAAGGAGACUGGUUCUGUGCGGUCUGUCUGGCCCAACAGGCAGAGGGGGAGUUCACGCAGAAGCCUGGCUUCCCAAAGCGAGGCCAGAAGCGGAAAAGCAGCUACUUGCUGAGCUUCCCGGAGGGGGAUGGCCGACGACGCCGGGUGCUGUCGAGGGGCCGGGAGAGCCCCGCAGUGCCUCGGUAUUCGGAGGAGGGGCUGUCCCCCUCCAAGCGCCGGCGGCUCUCCAUGCGUAACCACCACAGUGAUCUCACGUUCUGCGAGAUCAUCCUGAUGGAGAUGGAGUCCCACGACGCAGCCUGGCCUUUCCUGGAGCCGGUGAACCCGCGUUUGGUGAGUGGGUACCGGCGCAUCAUCAAGAACCCGAUGGAUUUCUCCACCAUGCGGGAGCGGCUGCUGCGCGGAGGGUACACCAGCUCCGAGGAGUUUGCAGCUGACGCCCUCUUGGUCUUCGACAACUGCCAGACUUUCAACGAAGACGACUCGGAAGUGGGCAGGGCUGGGCACAUAAUGCGCCGCUUCUUCGAGAGCCGCUGGGAGGAGUUUUAUCAGGGCAAACAGGCCGCGCUGUGAGGCCGGGGUGGGGUCACCGCGCGGCAGGUCUGCGCCCGGCCUCUGGAUGAAACUCACCUGCCAUUCUCACCUGCUGACGCCGCCUGGGUCCAGGCUCCGGUCAGAGACGGAACCCUGGCUCUGACCCUUCGGCAGUGCCCCACGUCCUUUACUCCCACACCCUGCUCCCUUUCCUCGUCUCGUCUCGCUCUUCAGAGGAGAGGGGCGGAGAUGAGGUCCUCUGGACUGAAAGCCAAAAAAAAAAAAGAAAAGAAUUUUUCCUUUGUUUUAUUUUCUAAUUGAAACGAGGAGGAAAGGAGUCCCUGCUUCCUCCUCCAGCUUCCUCUCUUCCCUGUGCGAGCCCCAGUACGCUGGGGCUAUUUAACAAUAGCAAUAGUUCUAGUGAAUGUGUGAAACCGAGAAACACUCUGUACUGUGUGUGGACCCGCAGUGACGGCCAGUAAAGUGGACUUAACUCCCGAGUGUGUCGAGCCGGACACCGGGCCCUGGACAUGCUGCUUUCAUGUUCAGCCCCCCGCCCCACCCUGCUUCUCGCCACUUUUCCAUUUUUCCUCACCCCACCUCCAUCCCUUUCUCAGAUUCUCUAUCAUCCAAUAAUGUAAAACUAUCUUGUACGGGUUCCCCCUCCUUUUUUCUUUGCCCCAGUCUCUGUCCCCGUUAAGCGGUCCCUGUCUCUCUGCCCUCCUCUUCCUGCCGACGGCUCCCCUGUAUGACGUUGGAUACUCCUCACGUGCUGAGUUUCUGGCCUUUUUUGAAACUCAGGAGCUGGGGAGAGGGCGGGAGGUACUCUGGGCCUCCCAGCCUCCUUCCCACCUCUUACCCAAACCUCCCUCUUGGGAACUCCUCAGGGACAACUACUGCUGAGUUUGGGCGCACCCAAGGUGGAGGCCAGGUAGCAGUCGACUGGCCUCAGUGAGGUGCGUGCGUGCGAGCGCGCGAGGCUGCUGUGACUGUGCCCCUCUGUUGCUCGGUGGCAUCCACUCAGUUCCCCGAGUAAUUGUUUCUAUUCCCACCUUCCCCGUUUUAAACUAUCGCUGUUGUCUUUGGGAAACCACAGGAACAGUUUUUCUGGGUACCAGGCUGUGUCUCUCCUCUCUCUCCCAGUCACUUCUGUUCCAGCCUCUUCAAACUGUGCAAUCCUUCAGCAGGACGCCUCUCCUUCCAGGAGCUUUGAGUGUUGAGCUUUUGAAGGGAGAGGAACAGAACUGGACCUUCUGAGCCCACGCGGUCUGUGGAUUUAGUUGUGCUUUCCCUCCCUGUGCCCUUCAUGCCGGGACCCCUUGCCCAGUAGCAGAGACCCCGGAGCACAGCGAGCAGGGGAGGAGGGCCCCGGGCCCCCCCCGCCCCACACGUCACUGCCCCAGGAAGCCCACGUGUGAGAGGAAAGCGGCGACUCCCAGCCAUGGCGGGCGCCUGGGCCUGCCCCUGCCCAGCGGAGCCCCCCACCAGAGAUUACGGGUACUUGCACUGGGGAGGCGGCUGCUGGCCGGCCUGCAGGGAGCCGAGAGCCAGGAAAUGCCCGCUGGGGGCGCCGCAAGGUGGAGCUUCCUGGGCCUCUGGCAGCACUGAAGAGCCACUGAGGGCAGGGGCAGCGUGGCCGACAGCUGCCCUUGGUCUGUACGCCCCUUCUCCCCCAUCGCCUAUUUCUGAAGUCGCCUUUUCUGUCAGAUAAACCUCAACUUUUAAUUUUAUUUGAGAUUUUUUUUUUUUUGCUUUUAAAUAAGAGGUGGAUUGAAGAAUAUUUGAAUUGACUUUAUAUUAUGCAUAAAUAUUUAUAUUUUAUCUAAAUAACUGCGCUGUAACAAACUUUGUGUUAGACAUUUGGAACUGUCCUAGUUGGGGCGCCUCUUUCCCGCGGUAACUCUCCCUGGCAUAAAAUGUACUAGAGAUUAACUUUAUUGUUGGGGGGCCUCCACGAUUCCUGCUUUGUAUUCCUCCGUCUCUUCCCCCCGGGACCAGGCUCGGAGGAGGGCUGAGGGUGGAGCCCUGACUCUCGUGAAGAGUGGGCAGAGGGAGGGUGAGGGCAGGCUCAGGGGCAUUUCCCACUCUGCUUUCCUCAGUUUCACUGCCCCUUGAGCUGGGUGGACUUUCCUUCUUGACAAGUGGGAGUAUUUGGUAGGGAAGGCAGGUUAACGUAAACAGCAGCCCCCCUCGCCCCCUCUCCUCGUCUGGGAACAGGAAGGAACCACCAUCGACACCAACAAGUUCCCGUGUUCCUUUUACAACAAAAGGGACUUGACUUUUUAUAUAACCAAAUGUGGUGUUUUAGUGACUUUUUGAUAAUGUACAGUUUUUUGUGAAUUUAAAUUUAUUUCUUUCUAUAUUUUUAGGACCAAUCUCAUUUUUAAUAAGGUUUAAAAAAGGAAAAAAAAAUCUAGAGGAAAAACUCCUGUUUUUGCCAUGUGAUGUUCCACAAGUGCAGCUGUAGAAAAGUGCUUGUCAGUUGAAUAAAAACCACAUUUGA